AUGAAGCUUGAACAGAAAAACUGGGAAGACAGAAAAAAUGACUUCUGCCCGCUGGAUCUGGGCUUGUUUCAGGCUCUGGAGAGAGAGAGGGUCCUGGAGGUCCUUCAGAGAGACAAAGCACUACGAACUAUCGAUGCAGACAGAGUCAGGAGGCUCAGAGUAGAACUUCACGGACUCUGUCUGCAGACUUCGAGGAUCAUUUCACGUCCGUUCGGUCAGCGGUCGUGUGCUCGGUGUCAGCGAGUGCUGGGGAAGUUCUGGGACUGUGGUUCGGUGUGCUGUGGAUGCAGUCACCGCAUCUGCAACCGCUGUCAGGUUGUCCGCUCUGCACACGACUGGAAGUGCACGGUGUGUCACGCAUACAGGGAAUUUAAGAUAAAAUCUGGGGAAUGGUUUCUGGAACAGCAAGCAAAGAAAUUUCCAAGUGUCAAAGAAAACAGCGAAACCACAGGAGACAAGAUGUUACAGUCUUAUCAGCGGCUCAGCUUCAUUGCAGUUGUGCCUCCAACUCCUCCUCCAUUUUACAACCCGCCAUCAUUUAACAGACUGGAGGAACACAAAAAGCCUUUCACCAAGUCGAUGGAGAACCUGGUGGCAUCAGUCAGUGCUCACAUUAAAAAACUGUCCAAAUCUCAGAAUGACUUGAGUGAAGUGGCAGGUCAGCUGACAGUGGAUCACGGGCACAUGAUGUACUCACGGCGCAAGAGUCUGUCAGAUGGAGCCAUCAACAGAGCUCUGUGCAAAGUUCCGAGUUUACCCAUUCUGUCCACGGCGCAGUCCACUUCAACAAGCACACUUUGCUUGACAGAUGAUGAUGUUUCAUCCACAUCCGCAUACAGCGAUGAUCAGCGGGACAGCAACAGCAGCACUGGGAUGGAUUCUGUGCUGUUUGAAAACACUAUUAGUGUGACUGGAGAAAUCGAGGUGGUUUUGGCCUACAACAACAGGACGUCCUGUUUGGAGAUUACGAUCAAAGCCUGCAGAAAUUUGAUGUUCAGAGAUACGAAGAAGAAAUGCCAUCCGUAUGUGAAUGUCUGUUUGCUUCCUAAGAAAUGUCACAAUUUUAAGAUGAAGACAGCAGUGAGGAAAGGGAAAAACCCGGUUUACAACGAAACCUUUACGUGUGUACUUUCUGCUGAUCUGCUGUCCAGCGCUGUGCUCCAGCUCUCCGUCUGGCACAGUCGAGGACUCAAGAGGAGACUGUUUCUGGGAGAGACGCUCAUCCGGCUGGCAGACAUGGAUCUGGAGGACACUGACUCUCAGCGUUCGCUCUGCUGCAAACUUAAUCCAAAGGCUCCUCAACUGGGUGGAGACGCAGAGCUGCAGUUUACCUCAGUGCUGCUGCUGAUCCAGGCUCAGUUCCACACUCUGCCGCACAACAACACACAGACACACGGUGUUUUAUUAGGAGCUCCAGGCCAGCUCACAGUUCUCUUUACAGAUGUGUCCAAGCUGCUUUCCGUAUCUAAAACUGCUCACUUCGAGGGGAUCCUUUGCCUUCCAGGACACAGAGAGCUGGUACGGAAAACUUCAGCAUUGAAGAAAACUGAUGGCAGUAUCCGAAUGAGCUUCAGCAGUCUGAGCCAACAGGAGCUCCAGCAGGCCACACUCACACUCAACCUGUGGGAGAAAAACUGCUUACUUACAUCAGCACGACUGCACAAAGAGUCCUCUUGGCAGCAUCUCCAGCGGAUGCCGGGAGUUUGGCAGGAAUUCAAUCUUCAGCUACAAGUAGUGCAAACAUGAGGUCAUGACGAAGAAGACUGAGAUCCUUCCCAUCAACCCACAGACCCCGACACAGACUGCAUUCCAGUUUUUAUUCAUACUCUUGACUUGCUAACUUCCCUAAGUCCCGUUCCCUCCAAUGUCCGCCAUUGAUUACAUCACACAAGUGUCAUUGCUAGCAGAACAUCUGAAUGGGUUUAAAUGGAAUGCCCAAAACCCUUGAGCACUUAGGAACUACACACUUAUGACAUUACAAUUGCAUUGUAUAAGUAAGGGAUGUCCAGACUUGGUCCUGGAGGGCCGGUGUCCAGCAAAGUUUAUUUCCAACCCCAAUCAUACACACCUGGGCUAGCUAAUCAAGCUCUUACUAGGUAUUCUAGACACAUCCUUGCAGGUGGACUCUGGCAACUCUGUCCUGGAGGGCCGGUGUCCUGCUGAGUUUAGCUCCAACUUGCUUCAACACACCUCCCAGGAAGUUUCUAGUACAUCUAAUAAAAGCUUGAUCAGCUGGAUCAGGUGUGUUUAAGGUUGGAACGAAACUCUCCAGGACACCGGUGCAGUGGAGAUUCCCCUAAGCCUAGGAAUAGGUCUAGAAUUGAAUUCAUGGAGGGCCGAAGCUUGUCACAUUUUCUCCAACCCUAAUCAUUCUUUCAUUUUCUUAUCAGCUUAGUCCCUUUAUUAAUUUGGGGUUGCCACAGUGGAAUGAACCACCAACUUAUCCAGCAUAUGUUUUACGCAGCGGAUGCCCUUCCAGCUGCAACCAAUUACUGGGAAACAUCCAUCCACACUCAUUCACACAUACACUAAGGACAAUUUUAGCUUAUCUAGUUCACAUAUACCGCAUAUUCACAUAUAUGUCUUUGGACUCAUGGGAAAAACCGGAGAACCUGGAGGAAACCCACAUGAACACGGGAAGAAAUGCCAACUGAUCCAGCUGAGACUCAAACCAGUGACCUUCUUGCUGUGAGGUGAUCAUGCUACCCACUGCGCUACCGUGCUGCCUCCAACCCAAAUCAAACACGGCUAAUCCAAAUACUACUUGAGAUUGCGCAGGUGUGAGUUGGAGAUGGUUGGAGCUAAAAUCUGCAGAGCUGUGGAACUCCAGGAAUUGAGUUUGAGACCACUGCCCUAAGGGAAAAUGUGAAGGGAAGUUAGCGAGUGUGUUUAAAAGUGAACUGGAACACAGCCACACUCCUGACAAACAGGACUUUGUCAGUUAAGAACCGCUUUAUAAAUUGUUUUAUGUUAUUUAACAAAUAUGGUUUUAUAUAUUUGUAUUAUUUAAUAAUGUAAACGAAGUAUCUGCCAUCAUAUUACUGCUAUUUAAUAAGUCACCCACAGCUCAUCAUCAUAAAUCUUUAUUUCUAAUUUAAUAAACACCUUUUAGGGGAAAAUAAAUAACUCCAGUUGUCGUGAAGCUUGAUGAUACUUCAGUUACAUCACUACAGGUUUAUAUGAUGAUAAUAAUAAUCAUAUUAUACACAUACAGGCAUUUCACACUGCAGGUUGCGUAACCCAAGGUUUAAUAACUUUCUCUCUAGGUUAGUAGCUUCAUAACCCAGGGUUAAAAGCAAUGCUACAGGCUGGUCGGGCCAUAAUGUAAGCUUAUCUGUGUAUGGAUCCUAUCAAAAUAAUAUAUCAAACACAAGCGCUUAAAGUGCUGCGAGUGAUUAAAACCGCUCGUUCUAACAGAAGAGAUCAAUUAAUGAAUUAACAGUGAUUCAGUAACAUUUCGGAGGAAACGAAUACACGGGCGACCUACAGCCUUUGUACAAACUUGCCACAGAGAACAAAAAGAUGAUGCAACAAAAAUACUUUAUGAAAGUGGCACCAAAUGGUUACAGGCAUCAUAGAAACAACUGACUAAAUUGUGCCCAUUUGCAUGUCACGUAAAAUAAUCUGAACGUCUGGUGGGACCAAAUAUAGGACUUCUCCAACCCAAAAACCAGAGUAAAGGUGUCUUAACACUACAUGAUUUAUGCUAAUUUUUUUAAAUAUAAAGAGCUGCUAGCAUGACAGCGAGAAUCACUUUAAAGGGAGUUCAACCAAAAAUAAAUUGAAUCACAGAGGUUUCAAAUCUUCUGAAAAAAUAUUUUGAAGAAUGCUAUAAACCUGUAACCACUGACAACCAUAGUAUUUUUUUCCUACAAUGGAAGUCAAUAGUUAUAGGUUUUCAGAAUUCUUUAAAAUAUCUUCUUUGGUGUUCAAGUCAGGUUUAGUACUAUUGAAAGAGUCAAAUUAAAUUUUUGUGUGAACUAUCCCUUUAAAUCACAUUCAGACUCAUUACAAUUAUGAAACAAAUGCAGCUCUUCCUUCUUCCCACUGUCAUGGCGAUAAACAUUCAGUAACUAGUUCAUUUCAAAGUCAUAUAAAAUCAGUUUAGCCUCUAAUGCAAUGAUAUACCAUGCAUAUGAAUGUAAUCCAUUCACACACGCUCUAUAUAUAAACAAGUGUGUGUGAGCGUAUAUGUAUAAAAUGCUACCUUACAAAUGACGCUCAUCAAAUAAGUAACAUGAGAUUUGGGAAUGAACGUAUCAAUCAUCAUCAUUUGAGUCAGCACAGAAUCAAUAAACAACCUGUACUAUCAUUAAUAAAGAAGUACAUCAUCUACCCCCAAAAUAAACCUUAAAUAACCCAAAAGACAGAAAUAAAUAAACACUAUAACAAAUAUUCUGGCCCAAGCCAUAUUCAACAUGAAUGAAA
Danio rerio (zebrafish) is the source of this 4428-nucleotide messenger RNA. The record is from RefSeq and is a predicted model, not a curated record. Lineage: Eukaryota; Metazoa; Chordata; Actinopteri; Cypriniformes; Danionidae.